UCUCAUCGUUCUCUCCAGAGAAACCCUAAAUUAAAAAAAAACCGAACUCACAUUUCCUCUCUCUGUUUCCUAUAUAUAUCGCCAAUCGGUGAGGCGUUGGCCUUUUUCCACAGAUCCCGACGACGAGGACGACGAAGAAGAAGAGCGCUUUUCCCCUUGUCGGUGCUCGUCUUUCAGCUUGAACCAUUGAAGGGUGUAGUUUGGGAUUCAGUACUCAGGGUUUAAAUUUAAACUACGUAGAGAAGGUUAUAAUUGCUUUCCGUUGGACGUUUGGGGUCUCAUGAGAAUUGUCAGGGGAAUGCAGAGAUCCUUCGUUUGUGGCGAGGAGCUUAACACACUUUGUUGGAAGAAAUCCUUCUGCCAAGGAAUAGGGAUCACUGCGCCCAAGGCUAGAACACGCGAUAAACACAUGUCAGCUGGUAUCUUUUUAUGCCUCUAAGUUUUGUUCAUCUGGGAGAGUAGUGAAGACGGUCCCUGAACUUGAAUAAGUACUUCAAAUAAUAUAAUUUCACAAGCGAGAUGACUCGGAUUUUGGUCCAGCGAGGCAGUAGUUCUUCUUCUUCUUCAAACCAGAGCAGAGCAGGGUCUUCAUCGGCUGCUCGUCCUGAAACCCAGGCUACUGCUACUACCAACCAAGUUCUUCCGGCUGUGAAAGAUGAGGAAAUAAUUGAUGAGGUGCAGGAGCAGAUUGGUGUAGGUGAAAUCUCCCAGGAGCAAUGUGGAAUUAGUGAAAAUAAAGCGGUGAAGAAUGACGAUCUUCCAGAGUGUGAACAUGGUGAGAGAAAUAAAUGUUUGAGUGACGAUGCUGGUGAUUGUGGGGGAGCACUCAGUGAUGAUAUUCUAGGGUGUGGAGACACAAUAAAAGGAGAAGAGAGGGCAAUUGGAAGGUCUGAGGUAGAGGGCGAAAGUUCAAGUAGUGUUCUUUCCCCUGCGAUUACUGUACGUAGUCAACCACCUCCUCCACCUGUCCCACCUCCCAAACUGUCAACAGCAAACAAUAAUACAAGGAGAUGCUUAUCUGGAAGUCCUGAUGCUGUUCGAACUGGAUCAUCGAGAAGGGCACAUGCUUGGCCAGUUGUUUCUGCCAGGAGUUCACCAACUGGGUCUAGGCCAUCGUCUCCGAGGUCUCACGUGGAAAAUGAGGGGUAUAAUAGUGCUGAUGAGCAAAAUCCAUGUUUGGCUUCCUCCUACGGUGAUUUGGAAAGGGAGCGCCAAUUUGAGAUCGACAUCAGGAGAUCUAAAGGAUUAGAAGUCAAAAGAAUGUUGGAGGAUGGAAAUUGUCUUUUUCGUGCUGUGGCUGAUCAAGUAUAUGGGGACUCAGAAGCGUAUGAUUUAGUUAGGCAAAUGUGCAUUGACUAUAUGGAACGAGAGAGGGACCACUUUUCUCAAUUUAUUACAGAAGGGUUUUCCUCAUACUGUAAGAGGAAGAGAAGAGACAAGGUUUAUGGUAAUAACGUGGAGAUUCAAGCAAUGUCAGAAAUGUAUAAUCGUCCAAUCCAUAUCUAUUCGUAUAGCACGGAGCCUAUCAAUAUAUUUCAUGGCAACUACAACACUGACACGCCACCCGUGCGGCUGAGUUAUCAUCAUGGUAACCAUUACAACUCUCUUGUUGAUCCACGGCGUUUGACUGUUGGUGCUGGACUUGGUUUUGGCUCUCUUCGAGGGAGAAAUGUGGACAAGGAUCAAGUCAAAGCUGCUAUCAAGGCUCAGCAGGACCAGCAGAUUGAUAAUGCACUUGUAGCUGAAGGGCGGUUUUACUCUGAUCUUGAGCUUACUGAGAAGGAGAUGGAACGUAUGGUGAUGGAAGCUUCUCGAGCCGAGUAUAUUGCCAACGACAAGUGGAAACUGCAAGUUGGCCGUAAAGAAUCAUCAUCCUCGGGCGCGGAACCAUCGUCCUCUGGAACUUGGUCUGCCGGGAGUGAGACAAAGGCUGAAGGGGCUCGAGCACCCGGUCCCCCUGAUGGUGGGGGACUCAGCAGCAGCAUGCAAAUGGUGCUGUCGAUGGGAUUCAGCUAUCUGCAAGCGAUUGAAGCUUACAGCAUAUUUGGGGAUGAUGUCGAUUCCAUGGUCUGUUACCUAUUGGAAACUGACAGUAGCAGCAGGCGCAAAGGGAAGGCAACUGAGUGACCCGUCUCUAUUUUCCCCACUUCGCCCCUGCCGUUACUUACCACUGCCACCCCCGAGCAAUUCAAUCAAGCAGGUGGAGAGAAUUGGUCGCUAAUCUAUUCGAUGGUUGUAUGCUUUACCACGCUAUUUACCCUGUAAUGCUAGAAACAAAGAGGUGUUUGGUCCAUUUUCUCUAGCCGAAGCUUGUCAAAAUCUGAAAGAUGUUUGCUGAGAAUCUAAUCAAUAUAAAUUUAUGCUCUUAAUGUUGAAUCGACAAUGCAACCUGUUCUUGUGCCAUUUGUUCCAUGUUCAUGGCGCCUUAUCUGUAACAAGGUCUCUUCUAGUAAAGUCACAUAUGUGCUUGGCGGCAUCCAAGUGUUGGCCAAAAGCAAAGCAAUCUCUAGAAGUGGGUUAAUUGCAUGGUUGGUCA
Linum tenue is the source of this 2536-nucleotide messenger RNA. The record is from the annotation of a GenBank genome assembly. NCBI's taxonomy places the organism in Eukaryota, Viridiplantae, Streptophyta, Magnoliopsida, Malpighiales, Linaceae.